Molecule: messenger RNA, 1329 nt
Organism: Benincasa hispida (wax gourd)
Lineage: Eukaryota; Viridiplantae; Streptophyta; Magnoliopsida; Cucurbitales; Cucurbitaceae
Product: ethylene-responsive transcription factor 12
Biological process (GO): regulation of DNA-templated transcription
Molecular function (GO): DNA binding; DNA-binding transcription factor activity
Source: RefSeq, a predicted model, not a curated record
ACCCACCUCUUCUCAAUUUCACACAACCAAAAUUCCCCUUUUCUUCUUCCUUCUCUCUCUCUCUUUUCCCUCUUUUCCUCUUUCCUUGAUUCUUCCAUGGCUUCCACUCGCGAAGGCCACUACAGAGGCGUUCGUAAGAGGCCAUGGGGUCGUUACGCCGCUGAAAUACGCGAUCCUUGGAAGAAAACCCGCGUCUGGUUAGGCACUUUCGAUACUCCUGAAGAAGCCGCCCUUGCUUACGACGGCGCCGCCAGAUCCCUCCGCGGCUCCAAAGCUAAAACCAACUUCCCUCCUCCCGUCCCUGGUCUCUCUCUCGACCUCAACGUCUCCAGUCCCUGGCCAACCGUCACCUCCGCGGCCGCUGCCCCUUCCUCUUCCGCUCGCUUUCUCCUCGGCGAUUUCCUCCGCCAUGGCGCCAGAAACGAUAUGUGUAAUCUCAAUGCGGAAGCCUCCCCGGUACUGCUGGACUCGAGCGCUGCUUCAACAGCCACAGCUACGACGUCGUUUAUUGGUCACGUGCGGCGCGGCCUCCCUUUUGAUCUAAAUGAACCUCCCCCGGUGUGGCUAUGAUUCAUUCAACAAAACCACCCCACGGCUUUUUACCGGCGUUUUUUACGGACAUCACUUUCUCAUUUCCUUCUUUUUGUCUUUCUCUUUUAUUUAUUUUUAUUUUUAACAGUCUUAUGUAUCCACUUUUCACCCCCCCUAGAUUUUAAAAAAAAAAAAAAAAAAAAAAAAAACAUUAAAAAAAAUAUGUAAAUACAAGUUUUUGGUGGACAUUGAUUGGUCUAUUCCACAUUUUCUUUUUUAUAUAUUAUUUAUCGAAAAUCCUAAAAUGAUGCCGGCCGCCGCCCGCGGAAAAUAUUGCUUCCAUCGGACUUAUAAUAAUAAUAAUAAUAAGGGUGUUUUCUUUCGAGGUAUUUUUAGUCACGCGCCAAAAGCGUGAGAUUUUGUUUUAAGUUUUUAUGAGGCGAAACAUUAUGAAAAGUGAAUUAUUUGUAUUGUAAUUAAAAAUGGUCAAGGAGUUAACAAGAAACGACGUCGUAUAGGAAGGGAAUGAAAAAGGAAGGGCAAGCGUGUGCACUUUAUAAUAAUUGCAUUCCUUUCUUGGUUUCCUUUGCUUCGUACGUCUGCUUUUGCGGUUUCGGCAAUUUCAGCACCCCAUUUAUUCUUCCAUUUUUAGCCUUCUCUUUCUUCUUCCACGCGCCCUUCCUCCGCGCGUUUGUUCCAACUCCUUGUUAAUCUCCGGCUAAACUGGCCCCACGCCCGCCGUUUACCAUUUUCUUUUUCUCAAUAAUCAUUAAUAUAUUUACUUCAAGUUUUGGCCAA